Culicoides brevitarsis is the source of this 399-nucleotide messenger RNA. It is a transcript of the gene RpS27, whose product is annotated as small ribosomal subunit protein eS27. The transcript has 3 exons. Gene Ontology annotation, biological process: ribosomal small subunit assembly; translation. NCBI's taxonomy places the organism in Eukaryota, Metazoa, Arthropoda, Insecta, Diptera, Ceratopogonidae. The record is from RefSeq and is a predicted model, not a curated record. Bases 71 to 325 code for a protein of 84 amino acids. Gene Ontology annotation, molecular function: RNA binding; structural constituent of ribosome. Gene Ontology annotation, cellular component: ribosome; cytosolic small ribosomal subunit.
GUGUCAACCAAACGUCGCGACUCACCACGUUUUAUAAAGCCCUUUUUUCCUGAGACGUCAAGUGUAAAACAUGCCGUUAGCCAAGGACUUAUUACACCCGCUCCCAGCGGAAGAAAAACGCAAGCACAAGCUAAAGCGUCUUGUACAACACCCAAAUUCAUACUUUAUGGAUGUCAAGUGUCCCGGAUGUUAUAAAAUCACCACUGUGUUUUCACAUGCCCAAGGAGUUGUCGUCUGCACUGGAUGCUCAACGAUCUUGUGCCAACCAACUGGCGGACGGGCUAAACUCACAGAAGGAUGUUCAUUCAGAAAAAAGCCCUAUUAAAUGGGUCAUCAUGCAUUUCCAUCUAUACUACCAUACACGUAUAAUAAAUUGAAUGCAAAUUUUACAUCAUAAAA